Colletotrichum scovillei is the source of this 2082-nucleotide messenger RNA. Its product is annotated as glucan 1,4-alpha-maltohexaosidase. NCBI's taxonomy places the organism in Eukaryota, Fungi, Ascomycota, Sordariomycetes, Glomerellales, Glomerellaceae. Bases 314 to 1846 code for a protein of 510 amino acids. The transcript is spliced from 2 exons. Gene Ontology annotation, molecular function: hydrolase activity, hydrolyzing O-glycosyl compounds; calcium ion binding. Gene Ontology annotation, biological process: carbohydrate metabolic process. The record is from RefSeq and is a predicted model, not a curated record.
UCUCUAGUGUCUUGAAACUGCCAGGGCGCCACGAGAUAAACCUGCUUGCCCACGCGUCCACAUACCCACAGACACUGACAUUCUGCGGCUCGCGUUUUGACGUAUGACGAAAUGACUUUGAUUUCAUAUUAAUAGCGAGUACACUCUUUACUUCCCACGAUGGCAAUUGUAGUUUUGCGUACAUCAACUGUUUUUCACCCGACGACUGGAGCCUCGUUGAAUCCUUAAGUGCCCAAGUGGUGAUAUCGCCGUCAAUUAUCGCAAUUCGAAGGCCACAGGUUGAAGGUGCGACAACAUCAAUAAAGUCGGCAUUAUGGGCGAUCUAGGACAUGAACAGCAGCCGACUCGCGAAAAUGACACCAUGUUUCAGGCUUUCGAAUGGAAUGUUCCACCAGAUCAACAGCACUGGAAACGCCUGAAAGAGGCAGUACCGAAGCUAAAGGCCAUCGGGGUCGACAACAUUUGGCUUCCGCCGGGCUGCAAAGCACAGUCAGCGGAGGGCAACGGUUAUGAUAUUUACGAUCUUUACGAUCUAGGCGAGUUCGACCAAAAAGGCGGCAAGUCAACGAAAUGGGGACCAAAAGAGGACUUGAUUGAGCUUUGCAAGACGGCCAAAGAGAAUGGAAUCGGGGUCUACUGGGACGCGGUACUGAAUCACAAGGCUGGGGCUGACAAGACGGAACGGUGCCGCGUUGUCGAGGUUGACGAGAACGACUGCAACAAGGAGACAUCCGAGCCCUACGAGAUUGAAGGAUGGUUGGGUUUUGACUUCCCGGGUCGAGGAGACAAAUACUCCAGCAUGAAGUGGCACUGGGAGCACUUUGGUGGCACCGAUUGGAACCAGGAGAAUGAGCGCAAGGCCAUUUAUAAGAUCAUGGGUGACCACAAAGAAUGGUCUCAAUCUGUUGGCGACGAGCAGGGCAAUGCCGACUACAUGAUGUUUGCCGAUAUUGACUACUCGCACCCUGAGGUCCAAGACGACGUCAAGAACUGGGGGACAUGGAUCACCAAGGAAUUGGGUCUCAAGGGCUUCCGUCUCGACGCUGUGCAACACUUCAGUCAACGGUUCACGAACGAGUGGAUCGACAACUUGCGAGAUGAGUGCGGCAAAGACAUGUUCAUCGUCGGCGAGUUCUGGACCGCGGAGACCGAGCCGAUGAAGGAGUGGCUGGAAACGAUGGACCACAAAUUCUCCCUUUACGACGCGCCUCUCGUCUACAACUUCAGUCGAAUCAGCACCACCGAAGGCGGCGAUCUGAGAAAAGUCUUCGAUGGCAGUCUUGUACAAGAGAAGCCCAUCAACGCCGUCACUGUGGUAAUGAACCAUGACACACAACCAGGUCAAACCAUGGACACGAAGAUUGAAGGCUUCUUCAAACCCCUCGCGUACUCUCUCAUCUUGCUCCGUCAGGAGGGCUAUCCCUGCCCCUUUUAUGGAGAUCUAUACGGGAUGAAGAAGGGCUCGGAGCCGCCAUCCUGCGGGGGAAAGCUUGCUGACUUGAUGCUUGCUCGUAAGCUUUAUGCAUACGGCUCUCAGGAGGAUUACUGGGAUGACGCGAAUUGUAUCGGUUUCGUGAGGCGCGCGACCUGGGAUAAACCUGACGGACUUGCUUGUGUGAUGAGUAACAAGGGCCCUGGCGAGAUUCGCAUGGCGGUUGGCCAGGAACACAUCGGUGAGAGAUGGACCGAUUUGCUAGGCUGGGAGGAUGGCGAGGUGGUCAUUGACGAUGAGGGCUUUGGCGUCUUCAAAUGUCCAGGCGUCUCGGUAUCUAUAUGGGUUAACAAAGAUGCUCAAGGUCGUGAAAGGUUUCCUACCAACUUUGAUUCAAACAUCUAUCAGGAAUAGAUGAACGAAUAGUAGUUGUAUCGGUAAGGCAUUUGCUCAGGCAGUCACAGGUUAGAAAGAUGUUCCAGUUUCGAUGACAGCGAACUUCUCUUAAAUAGCUUCAUUGAUAAAAUCUCCAGACUCCUGUUUAAGUCAUACUGCUUCAUAUGUGAGCUUGCGAAGUCAACAAUUGCAUAUUUAAUGAGUCUUUACGCGACAUGAAGACAUCUAUGAUGUGAGAGCAGCAUCAUAAACUC